Molecule: messenger RNA, 1363 nt
Organism: Hippoglossus stenolepis (Pacific halibut)
Lineage: Eukaryota; Metazoa; Chordata; Actinopteri; Pleuronectiformes; Pleuronectidae
Exons: 5
Coding region: 45-869 (274 amino acids)
Biological process (GO): response to bacterium
Source: RefSeq, a predicted model, not a curated record
GGAAGGAAGCCACCAGUUGUGCAAGAGGAAGGUGAUUUACCACAAUGCUCACACCAUUGGUAACUUUGGUUCUUCUUCGUUCAGUGUCUCUGACUCAAACUGCUGAGGUUCCUCCCCAGAUCUCCUUGAUGGUGGUUGGAAUUGGUCAAAAUGCAACUUUACAAUGUCAGGUUUCAGAGAAGGAGGGCAAAUUCUUCCAUUGGUACAAACAGACUCAUGGAUACCUGAUCCAAACAGUCGCCACAGGAACUUUUUCCAGGCAAACGCUCCAGGAGCAAUUUAGGAACUCGCGUUUCACAGUAACAGAGGGGAAGUCCCAUUAUUCUCUGACCAUCGCAAAUGUGGCGAAGGAGGAUGAAGCAACAUACUUCUGUCAAAAUGGAACGGCGUACUCACAGACCUUUGUUAAUGGCAUCUUCCUGGCUGUGAACGAUCAGAAUCAGCAGAAAUCUGUUCUCGUGAAACAAAGUCCAGAGACUGCGUCAGUCAGACCAGGAGCCUCAGUGAUCCUCCAGUGUUCACUUCUCUCCAAGCACAAAGAAAACCUGGUCCAGUGUCCAGAUGAACACAGUGUGCACUGGUUCAGAGCCGGAUCAGGACGCUCCCAUCCCGGCUUCAUUUACACUCAGAGCAGCAGGAGAGAUGAACAAGAGGAGAAGAGCUGCGUCUACAGUCUGUCCAAAACUAUACACAACUCCUCAGAUGCUGGGACUUACUACUGCGCUGUGGUCACAUGUGGAGAGAUCCUGUUUGGUGAAGGAACCAAAGUGGAGACAACACAAGAGACUGACCUGCUGGUAAUUGUACUGGGGGUGCUGUUGGCUCUGUGUGUGAUUGUGAUUGCCAUCCUCGUUUCCUCAAAAUACUGAGGUGGUGACAUGGAGGCGGUGAACUACUCUAUCGCUGGAUUUCUCUACAAAAUCAAAGAAGAAGAGGGAGAAAUAAGAGAAGAAAUGAUGAAACCCUGCAUGGAUUAAGUGUGUGUUAAUGCUGUUGAAGAAAUAUUCAUGUAGGUCAGGCCAGUGCAGAGACUCAGAGACCAGCUGAUAGACAAGCCUCUCAAAGCUUAAUGUUUGUAGUGCUGCAUCUGAGUGUGAACAUCAGCUGAUCACUUGACCCGGGGGCUGCAGGUGGAUGGAUACACAACAGAGAGGAAGACCAUGUCUCCAAAUGAAGCCUGUACCUGUGCACCUCCAUAUUCAGGGGCCGUUCAGAAACAUACACUCUUCCAGAAAAGCGUGUUCCAGCCUCAAUGUCUGUUUGCUAAUGUUGCCUUGUUUAAAUAAUAAGAAUAAAUAUAUUUCUGUCAAUGCACUGAAGACAAUAAUAUAUGUUUAAUAUCACUGAUUUGCCUUUGCAAUGA